Molecule: messenger RNA, 528 nt
Organism: Closterium sp. Yama58-4
Lineage: Eukaryota; Viridiplantae; Streptophyta; Zygnematophyceae; Desmidiales; Closteriaceae
Source: the annotation of a GenBank genome assembly
AUGAGAGAGGAGUGCAGAAGUGAGGCAAGUGUGAGGGCGGUGGCGUCAAUUCUCCUGCGCCACCACUUGAGCGGGCGGCUGGCGCCUGUGGGCAUGCAGGGCCAUGAGGUGGAGCUGGUGUGUGCAAUCGCGCGCGUGGAGAGCUCGUGGGAGCCCUUGGCAUACAGAUUCGAGCCGCACAAGGGGGAGGCCAGCACGGGGCUCAUGCAGGUGCUGCAGUCAACAGCCAUGUGGCUGGCAGAAGACAUGGGGUACCACGCCUACACGGUAGACUGGGCGUCCGCAAUGCUCUACCCUCCGUUCCUGGGGAUGUACUAUGGCAUGGCGUACCUUGCAUGGCUCACGAAUUUCAAGGGCGUCCAUCGCAGUGAGGAGUUUGUGGUGUGGGCAUACAACGGAGGGCCGAGGGGGGCGGAUAAGCCAGCCACAACAGUCUACUGGAGGAGGUACCUCAGGGCAAAAGAGGUGACGGUGGGGUGUGGGUGGGUGCAUGGGGAUAAGGGGAUUUCAGCGUGUAGUUGUGCGUGA